AUGCGACGAGUCGGCGAUGCUGAGGAAAAAAUUGAAAAAUCAGAUGAAAUGUCGGAGAAUUCCAGGAAGACUUCAAAAAUAUUGUGUUGCAAUCUGACGCGAUAUUUGAUUUUGAUUCUGACAUUAACAUGUCUGACACUGCUCCAAAUGAACUCAUUGGCGUUCAAUUUCACAGUAAUCUGUAUGUCAGAUGUCUCAGACGAUUACCAUAUCACUCAUCCAAACGAAACUCAUUGGUUUGAAGAUAGUAACAUGAAAUCUCUGGUAUUUUCAUCGAUGGCAGUCGGCGGCCUAUUAGGAUUAUUAAUUGCUAUGCCAUUAAUGCAUCGAGUCGGUGUUCGUCUAGUAUUGAGCAUUUGUGGUGUAUUCUCAAUACUCGGAACCAUACUAUUCCCGCUAGCUGUCGAGUGGAACUUUUUCAGCGUUCUUGUAGUGCGAUUUCUACAAGGAUUGGGGAUUAGUAUGGUCUUUACAGUUCUGGGCUCCGUGCCGACAGCAUGGGCUCCAAAUAAUGAAUCUGGCACUUUUUUGGCAGUUCUAUCGUGUGCAUUCCAGUGGAGUAACGUGAUCUGCAUGCCAAUUUCUGGAUUCCUAUGUGAAUCAUCCUGGGGGUGGAGAUCGAUCUACUACCUCUUCGGAAUUGUCACCAUAGUAUUUUUCCUGGCGUUCUACUUUUUCUACACAGAUUCUCCGACAGAUCAUAGGAAUGUUUCGAACAAAGAGUUAAGCCUUAUCUUGCAAGAUAAGACUGUAACUCAUAAGGAACCAGUUCCAUAUUUGGCUAUUUGCAAGGAUCCUUGUGUGCUUGUCACUUGGAUGUCCAACAUCGGUGGAAACCUCGGAUUUUUAACCUUGGUACUCUACGGUCCAACCUAUUUGCGUGAAGUUUUGAAUUUCGAAGUUCGCGGAACUGGCUUCGCUAGUGCUCUUCCAUUCUUGCUCUCAGCAGCUGUCAAAUCUAUAGCCGGACAGCUAUCAGAUCGCUGUGAUUUUGUAUCAGAACGGGUUAGAUUUACAAUUUGCGGAAUCGUUGCAAGACUCGGCUUGGCAAUCGGUUAUAUCGGAAUGGCAACGACGUCGAGCAGGCUAGUGGCUCAAAUUGCGUUCACUUUUUCGAUUGCUGUAUCCGGACUGAACAUUAUGGGAACAGUGAAAUGUCUACAGCUGCGCUGCAAACAACAUGUGCACUUUGCCGUCUCCGUCAUCGCACUCAUGGCCUAUGUGAUUCAAUUCGGCGCGCCAAUCCUCGUCGGAAUCAUUUGUCCAGAUAACACCGCAGAACAGUGGGGAUGGUUCUUCUUGAUCGUCGGAAUUAUUGUGUUCGUCACAAGUGCACCCUUUCCAUGGUUUACAACUGCCGAGCCAGCCGACUACACGCUAUCCAGGGAAAAACAGUUGGAAAUUGCGAAACACAAAGAAUUGCAGGAAUGUUGCUGA
This is a messenger RNA of Caenorhabditis elegans, 1437 nucleotides long. It is a transcript of the gene Y19D10A.5, whose product is annotated as Major facilitator superfamily (MFS) profile domain-containing protein. Bases 1 to 1437 code for a protein of 478 amino acids. The transcript is spliced from 3 exons. The record is from RefSeq and is marked reviewed. Lineage: Eukaryota; Metazoa; Nematoda; Chromadorea; Rhabditida; Rhabditidae.